AUGACAUCAUCCACUAACCGUGUAUCUAGGAAGAAGGUAGCUAUUGUCGGGAGUGGCUCUGCUGGAAUCGGUGCUCUCUGGGCUCUGAAUCGCACUCAUCAUGAUGUGUAUCUCUACGAGGCGGGUGACCGUCUGGGCGGUCAUACCAACACGGUAGAAUGGAAAAAGGGCAAAUUUACCACUUUGGUCGAUACGGGCUUCAUCGUCCUCAACACGGCUACAUACCCAAACUUCAUCAACUUCCUUAAAAAUAUUAAGGUAAACACCGUGCCCACUCAGAUGACUUUCGGUGUUUCGCGGGACCAGGGAAAGUUUGAAUGGGCAGGGACAAACCUAGACUCCGUUUUCAGCCAAAAGAGAAAUAUCUUCUCGUUGAAGAUGUGGAGACUAAUCUUCGAUAUCAUACGCUUCAACCAGUUUGCUCUGGACCUACUCAAAGAUGACGAUGGCGACGACUCCUCUGCCUCAAAGGGAGCUGCACCUAUGGAGACCAUUGGCCAAUAUUUGGAUAGGGAAGGAUAUUCUGAGACGUUCCGCAAUGACUACCUAAUACCCAUGACGGCCGCCGUGUGGAGUACGAGCCCUGAUAAGUGUACAUUGGAAUUUCCUGCCGUAACUCUCAUUCGAUUUAUGUGGAACCAUCAUCUCUUAAGUACAGUUGCUGCUAGGCCAGAUUGGCUUACUCUGGAAGGCGGCGCAAAAUCAUACAUUGAUGCGGUGAUGAGUGGAUUCCCACCGAAUCAUCUGUUUUUGAAGACAGCUGUCAAGCACGUUACAAGUGAAAAGAAUGGGCGCGUUCGGUUACACCUAGAGAAUGGGAAGACAGAGGUGUUUGAUCACGUCAUAUUGGCUACUCAUGGAGAUCAGGCCUAUCAGAUUAUCAAGCCUUCAGCUACCCCUGAGGAGGAGAAAAUCAUGUCCUCGUUCAAAACUUCUGAAAAUACUUGCAUUCUCCAUUCAGAUCUCUCGCAUAUGCCACAGCGCAAGAAGUCAUGGUCUGCUUGGAACUAUCUCACGGUGUCAUCGCCUUGGACGGGUAAAGACAUUGAUCAAGUCUCAUUGACGUAUAACAUGAACAUCCUUCAACACAUUCCGAAGGAAGGCUUCGGCGACGUCUUGGUGACACUAAAUCCCAUCCAGGAACCGAAACCAGAGACUAUUCAAGGUCGAUACUCAUAUUCACAUCCACUAUACACUCCCGAUGCGAUUAGAGCGCAACAAGCUUUACCUAAGAUACAGAACACGAGAGGAAUCAGUUAUGCAGGCGCCUGGACAAAAUAUGGGUUUCACGAAGACGGGUUUAGUAGUGGAAUACAUGCGGCAAGCGCUCAUCUCGGAGCAAAGCUACCAUUCGAAUUCGUGGACUCGACGUACAGUCGAGGGAAGAAACCCAAGUUGGGCAUCACAGACCUGGUCGUCAAGCUUAUCAUCAUGGCCAUCCAGGUUUUCGUCGUAGAUAUUCUGGAAUGGAUAUUCGGCAAAAAUAGAAGGAAAACGCUGCCAAAGGCCAAUGGUGCAAGCAAGAAGAUACUGAACGAUAAACAUUCAUAUCGGGCAAACACAACGUCACAAUGGGCAUGCGCCUCUUGUCGCAGGGCCCUGGCUCGAACGAAACUGUCCCCCCCACGUAGGACUGUAACGAAUAGCGCAAGGGCGAAGAAAGCGCAAGCUACUCACACAGCCGAUGCCCCGUCGAUGGAACGAAUGGCGGAAUAUUACAGAUAUAAAAACCGGUCGACGAUGUACUACACGCUCAGCAUCAUCCUCGGUACCGUCGCUUUCUCGUACGGAUCGGUUCCCAUGUAUAAGAUGAUCUGCCAAACAACAGGCUGGGGCGGCCAACCGAUCCGCGCGCCCAGCCACGGCGGCUCCGGCGACUUCGACCCAGCCUCGCGCGUGAUCCCCGUAACCGACGCGCGACGCAUCCGCGUGACCUUCAACGCCUCCGUCUCCGACAUCCUGCCGUGGAAGUUCGUGCCGCAGCAGCGCGAAGUACGAGUCCUCCCCGGCGAAACCGCGCUCGCCUUCUACACGGCCACGAACAGGAGCGACUCCGAUAUCAUCGGCGUAGCCACGUACAGCGUUACACCGGCCCAGGUGGCUCCGUAUUUCAGCAAGAUCCAGUGUUUCUGCUUCGAGGAACAGAGGCUGAAUGCGGGCGAGACGGUCGAUAUGCCGGUGUUCUUCUACUUGGACCCGGAUCUGUUGAAUGAUUUGAAUAUGCGUGGGAUUAAUGAGGUUACGUUGAGUUAUACGUUUUUCAAGGCGAAAUAUGAUAAUAAUGGGAACUUUAGGGGGUUCCCGACGACGUCGUAG
Messenger RNA from Annulohypoxylon maeteangense, 2316 nucleotides. RefSeq names its product amine oxidase. NCBI's taxonomy places the organism in Eukaryota, Fungi, Ascomycota, Sordariomycetes, Xylariales, Hypoxylaceae. Gene Ontology annotation, cellular component: mitochondrial inner membrane. Bases 1 to 2316 code for a protein of 771 amino acids. The transcript has 9 exons. The record is from RefSeq and is a predicted model, not a curated record. Gene Ontology annotation, molecular function: oxidoreductase activity; copper ion binding.